This is a messenger RNA of Pelobates fuscus (common spadefoot toad), 2505 nucleotides long. It is a transcript of the gene LHX6, whose product is annotated as LIM homeobox 6. The transcript is spliced from 9 exons. The record is from RefSeq and is a predicted model, not a curated record. Gene Ontology annotation, cellular component: nucleus. Gene Ontology annotation, molecular function: RNA polymerase II transcription regulatory region sequence-specific DNA binding; DNA-binding transcription factor activity, RNA polymerase II-specific. Bases 58 to 1155 code for a protein of 365 amino acids. Lineage: Eukaryota; Metazoa; Chordata; Amphibia; Anura; Pelobatidae. Gene Ontology annotation, biological process: regulation of transcription by RNA polymerase II; neuron differentiation; forebrain neuron development.
AGUUCUUCAAGCUGGGACAACUAAUUAUCUGUGGUCAUACUUGUAAUCUCUCUCUCCAUGUAUUGGAAAAAUGAAAAUGUGGCCCCUCAUUCAGGGGGAAACAAUGUGGAAUCUGAAGGGGAUUGUGCAGGAAAGUCACAGUCAGAUGAUGAAAAUCUGCCAUGUAGUUUGGAGAAAGAGGACCACUCUUCCCCCAGCCCUCCCUCCACUCCCUCUGUGUGCUCUCCCCCAUCCUCCUCCUCUUCUGUACCUUCAGAUGGGAAGAAUAUUUGCUCUAGCUGUGGCCUGGAGAUCCUGGAUAGAUACCUCCUCAAGGUAAACAAUUUGAUCUGGCAUGUCAGAUGUCUGGAAUGUUCAGUGUGUAGGACAUCAUUGCGACAACACAACAGCUGCUACAUAAAAAACAAAGAGAUAUUUUGCAAAAUGGAUUAUUUCAGCCGGUUUGGUACCAAGUGCGCCCGCUGUGGAAGACAGAUCUAUGCUAGUGACUGGGUAAGAAGAGCUCGGGGGAAUGCCUACCACCUAGCUUGCUUUGCGUGUUAUUCCUGUAAAAGACAACUGUCUACAGGGGAGGAGUUUGGUUUGGUGGAAGAGAAGGUCCUGUGCAGGAUCCAUUAUGACACAAUGAUUGAAAAUCUAAAACGAGCAGCUGAAAAUGGAAAUGGCUUAACAUUGGAGGGAGCUGUUCCAUCAGAACAAGACAGUCAGCCAAAGCCAGCCAAGAGAGCACGUACAUCCUUCACAGCAGAACAGCUGCAGGUGAUGCAGGCACAGUUUGCUCAAGACAACAAUCCUGAUGCACAGACACUUCAAAAACUUGCAGAUAUGACAGGACUAAGCAGAAGAGUCAUCCAGGUUUGGUUUCAGAAUUGCAGAGCACGACAUAAAAAGCAUACACCUCAGCAUGUUGUACCACCUCCAGGUUCUGCUCCAACACGUCUCCCUUCCUCAAUGUCAGACGACAUCCAUUUCUCACCUUUCAGUAGUCCAGAAAGAGCCAGAAUGGUCACAUUACAUGGAUACAUAGAAAGUCAGGUACAGUGUGGCCAGGUGCAUUGCAGACUUCCCUAUGCUGGCCCUCCGGUGCACCUCAAAACUGACAUGGAAGCAACACUGUCCAACAGAGGUGACAAGGUCAUCCUUUUUCAGUACUGAACAGCAGAAUAUUAUGUCAUUGGUGAAAGCUCACAGCCACCCGUGCCAGGACCAUGAAAUGCAUAUUGGAGCCAAAUGCAGCUUGGUAGACAGUCAGCUCUCCAGUCCUUAGACUUACCCAGACAAGUCCAUUCCAUGGUAGGGAUGCUGGGUUUACUUUGAAAUGAGGAGCUGGUUCUCUGGUUCUUAAAUAAUGACAAUGACGCAAUGACUGAGUAUAAUUUCAGUGAUUCAUACUGUCGGAUCCUUCACAGAAUUAAUUUUUCUUCUACUGCAUUUGUGGUGAUGGCAAUUUCUUACAAAAAUCAAGUGCCCUCUUCAGCCCAAAAAUGUUAAGCAUCAAAAUACUUACAAACCUUCAAUGUUGCAUGACACGGCAGGACAAAAUUUACAAGAUGUGUGACGAAUGUCCCUUUAAUGUACAUUGAAUUUAUAUACUGACUAUUGCAUUGCAAAGCCUCAAAUAAUGAUCAAAAUGUGCAACAACAUGAUAUGGAAAUAUUGGUCUAGCUCUUGUACAAGGUAUGAUAACCUGCAUAACAUCAUAAUAUCAUGUUAUGAAAAUUGCUUCAUAUUUGCUCUCUUUCUUCUGUUUCUAGAACGUCUUAUCUGGUCAUAUUAUAGUUAUCCAAUGGAGAUAAACUUUCCAAAGCAAUUUAAAGAGCUCCCUUACAAAUCCACUCAGUACUUUCAUAUUUUCAACUGCUCUUACUGAAAGAAUUUUUCUUCAAGGGAUAAUACCAAUCUAUUAAUGGUUAAUAACAAAUGAAUGCAUUGUAGUGUCAUUUCUGUUUCUUAUAGGUGCCAGUGUGCAUAAAAGUAUGUAUUUGACUAUUGUGUUAUUUGACUGAAGUCAAUGAGGUUGGGCUGAUCCACUUGUGUAGAUUGAAGUGUCAAAAGCCAUUUAAAGAUAAAAUUAUAUUGUUAAGCAACAGGGAACGUAUCUGAUAAGGAAGAAACAGGCUACAUAGCAUUAUCAUUCAUUUAACACACUCUACUGCCUACAACUGCUACACACGAAAUAUAAAAGCUUUUAUUUACAUGUGUUUUGUUUCACAUGCAUCUCUUCUAUUAAAUUUGACCAGACAUUUAGUUUUCCAUAGAGAUUAUCAGGCAGGGUUAGUUACUAAACUAUGAAUUAUCAGUAAUAAACAAAAUAAUUCUCAAAAUAGGAAACACAGCUGAUUAAGAGAAUUCUUACAAUUUACCAAUUUUGGCCUCAAGUUCUUUUGUGAGAGUUUACUGGAUAAUCCUGAAGCCCAUCUUGCCUGUAAGACUAUUGUUAUUACAUACACUAGUUUACUACAUUAGUAUACUGUGGGUACACAGUGUAUAAUUAGGGUUACCAGA